Molecule: messenger RNA, 1533 nt
Organism: Polyodon spathula (Mississippi paddlefish)
Lineage: Eukaryota; Metazoa; Chordata; Actinopteri; Acipenseriformes; Polyodontidae
Gene: phyhd1
Product: phytanoyl-CoA dioxygenase domain containing 1
Exons: 11
Coding region: 139-1014 (291 amino acids)
Source: RefSeq, a predicted model, not a curated record
UUUAAAUCACAUGCUGCUGUCAGCCUUCGCUACCUCAGAGCUCGGAAAGGGAGAGAAAAAAACCCCAGCUGAUUCACGCCAUUGAUUUAAAAUAAAUAAAUAAAAACUAAACAAAACAAACAGUAGCUUUCUUCAGCGAUGUCUUUUAUAACAGAUGACCAAAUUCAAAAGUACCGGCAGGAUGGGUACCUGGUGCUGGAGGGGUUCUUUAGCCCAGAGGAGUGCGAUACCUUGCUGGAGCGGAUGGCGGUGAUCGUGGAGAGAAUGGAUGUGCCGCUCCAUUGCCGAACGGAGUUCUGCACUGAACAGGAGGAGCAGCUAAAGGCUCAGGGCAGCGCAGAUUAUUUCAUUUCAAGUGGAGACAAGAUCCGCUUCUUCUUCGAGAAAGGAGUUUUUGACAGUCAAGGUGACUUUCUGGUGCCAAGAGAGCGUUCAGUGAAUAAAAUUGGACAUGCUCUUCAUGCCUAUGAGCCUGUUUUUAAAAAUGCCACACAUUCUCCAAAAGUCCAGGAAUUGUCCAGAAAGCUGGACUUCAAGCAGCCAGUAGUGGUUCAGAGCAUGUACAUCUUUAAGCAACCUGGAAUUGGUGGUGAAGUGACCCCUCACCAGGAUGCCACGUUCUUGUACACUGAGCCCCUGGGCAGCGUGAUGGGAGUCUGGAUCGCUCUGGAAGAUGCCACCGAGGAGAACGGCUGCCUGUGGUUCAUCCCAGGGUCUCACAAAACUGGGAUUACCCGGAGGAUGGCCCGCACCCCUGAAGGUACCUUCCCUCGCACGCAGUUCAUCGGCUCAGAGGGAACCUAUGCAGAUGAGAAGUUUGUCAAGGCUCCGGUAAACAAAGGUGGCCUGAUCCUCAUCCACGGGGAAGUGGUCCAUCGCAGCGCAAUGAACUCCUCCAGUCGCUCCCGGCAGGUCUACACCUUCCACAUCAUGGAGUCAGAAAACACACGCUGGAGUGCGGAGAACUGGUUACAGCCAACCCAGGAGCUCCCUUUCCCUUCCCUCUACACCUAAACCUUCCCAGCAGUUACAGCGAAAGCAAUGCAGUUCCUACCGGGCAUCGUGGAACCCCUUACAUAAACUCUGACAUAAUGAUUUCUGGGGUUCCAAUAUGUUUAUUAUUUUGAAUUUUAAAAAAAGGUUUCAGCCUGGGCUUGCUCAUACAAACAGAGCAGGGCAAAACCAGGUCCUAUUGUAUUAUACCCAGCAAUAAUAUAUCAGCAUCUUUAAUAUAGUUCCAGGAUACAGUUGGCUAAAGCUGGACUGGGGGAAGAGAAAAUAUUAAUAAUAUCUCAUCUUGUCAUAUACACAAAUAAUUGGUCAGCAAGGUCUAAUGCAGAUUUACCCCACCGUGCAGGAUCCACAUCAGACACUGUGUACAAGUGUUUCUUAUCUGCCCAAUGCCCAUUAUUAUUAUAAUUAAAUGUAACUUUUCUACACCGACUAGAUUUUUUAAAUCUCUGUUCUCUCUGUACCUCAAUCUCUUGCACAUUGAAAUAAACAUGCACUGCUUCAUUGUAAAUUGUUAAUUUU